Phycomyces blakesleeanus NRRL 1555(-) is the source of this 1695-nucleotide messenger RNA. RefSeq lists its product as hypothetical. The transcript has 5 exons. Bases 1 to 1695 code for a protein of 564 amino acids. The record is from RefSeq and is a predicted model, not a curated record. Lineage: Eukaryota; Fungi; Mucoromycota; Mucoromycetes; Mucorales; Phycomycetaceae.
AUGAUCUUUGGAGAUAAACGCAAUGUCUUUGAUGAAAAUCUUGAGCUUUUCAAAUCGCUGUCAUCUCGGAAAGAUUUCCAAAGUAAAGAGCAGCUAGAAGACAAUGAUGAUGAUUCUACAAAGGUUGUAGAAAAAAUAACUCUAGAAAAGUGCUUUGAAGAUGAGUGGAUGCUGUGCAAGGAAAAGUGGGCUGGCUACCUCACUAGUCAAUUGAAACAUUUUGACUGUGUGACAACACAACGUGUCGAGAGUGGCCAUAAUGCUCUGAAAAGAAAAAUCUCGGCUCUUCAGUCAUUGAACUCUUCAUUUGAGCAAAUUUGCUCCUAUCUUCUCCAGUUCAAGGGCGACUAUCAGGACCUUGAGUUGAAUGAGGCAACUAUCACAGAUGCCAGAAUAUACCAUGAACCUCGCCUCUGUGAAUUGAUUCACCACGUCUCCAGAAUUGGUUUGAUCACCAUCCGUGCUGAGCUUCUAGAAGAGGUUGUACCUGGUGAGCUUUGCAAUUGCAGAGUAAAAGUGGUAUUUGGUCUUCAUUGUCGCCAUGAUCUGCCAAGAGAUCGUAUGUUGCUAUUAUCAGACAUUCCUGAAAGAUGGAUUCUGUCUUCUUCUUUGGGUGAACGUUUGAAGCAACUGGAAUGUGACGUUUCUCUACAGAAAAUUGAUGUUGAUAAGCCUGCCCUGUGGGUGAAAUGUAUAACAAAGCUUGAACAAUUGUUUCAUCAGUGUGAAGGGAAUCAACAAGUCCAGAAUCUUAUGGCAAUAGUUGAUGAACUUGUUGACAAUGCUGGUGAAAUAAUUGACCAUCCAAAUGUUGUAUUUCCUUUGGCAAGUGAGGUCAAAGCUCCUGGAAGACCUAAGCACGUCAAAAGGAAAACUGCUCUCCCAAAGGACUUUGUCUAUCACAAGCACAGACAUCUCCUUAAUGAUAUCAGAAGUAUUUUGAAAGAAGGACUUAAAGAAGUGAUGAAGGAGUUCUUAGAGGAAGAGCCUCUCAAAAAAACUAAAACAACUAAUUUCGCUAAAAAGCAAGAGCCUCUCGAAGAAGACGACUACUGGUACGAUUUGCCUAGUCCAAAAAAACAAAACAAAAAUGUGCAUGACUUUGCUCUGCCUGCUCAAAUCGACCAAGCCGCCAUUUCGUUGACGUUUAACCCCAAGUCCGAUGGUUGGUGCGGUUUCUGUGUAUUUGCACACCUGAAAGAGGGUGGAGAGGAUCAGUUUCCUUUGGUGAAGAAGAAGAUGUUGGCUACGAUGGCAACCCACAGUAAACUUUACGAGCACAACUUUGGCAUGGAUGUUGCCGAAGUGACAGAGGUCAUUGCCUUUGGCUCUGAGAUUGACCCUGCUCUUGGGGAAAAUAUCCCAUCUUGCCCUUCCUCUAUGUGGUUCUCUGCAUCAGACUGUGCUCAGAUAAUAGCUGACACCUAUAACGAGCCUGUUUGUAUGUACUCGGACGAUCGGAGUGUCUUGCCUGUAACUUUCCUUCCCCUCCAUGAUUGGAAGCCUCUCAAAAGAAAGCCAUUGCCAAUGUUCUUGCACCAUGUACAUGGGUGUCACUGGACAACAAUUAAAGUGAAGCCUCAUGUACAUCGGUCCUGGCCUGAGUUGGAAUCAUUGGGGUCAGUUCCCAAAGAACAAGUCUUAUCUUUUAUCCUCCACUACUACAACUAUUACAAUUACUACUACUGCCACUAA